Messenger RNA from Coturnix japonica (Japanese quail), 4151 nucleotides. RefSeq names its product mucosal vascular addressin cell adhesion molecule 1 (gene MADCAM1). The record is from RefSeq and is a predicted model, not a curated record. NCBI's taxonomy places the organism in Eukaryota, Metazoa, Chordata, Aves, Galliformes, Phasianidae. Gene Ontology annotation, molecular function: integrin binding involved in cell-matrix adhesion. Gene Ontology annotation, biological process: positive regulation of lymphocyte migration; heterotypic cell-cell adhesion; integrin-mediated signaling pathway. Gene Ontology annotation, cellular component: membrane.
AUCAGGCUCUGUAUUGAUCUCUAUCUGUUCAUUUUCACCUAUAUCUUCCAAACGUGUGUUCUAGAAUGAAGAGUACAUGAAACCAAUUCACAUUCAACCUGAUGCUGGAACAUCUGUCUGGGUUUUAAUGGGAGCAUUAGAACAGCACUAUCUUCAUGGCUCUCACUGCUUGGGUGCUUGAAGGUAAAACAGCCUGAGCUGAGCCCCUGCUGCUCUCCUUACUCAUUCAAUGAGAUCUCCAGCCUGCAUGUCCAGUGUAACAUUUAUGGUACCAGCUGUAGUUUGGGGGUUGUGCAAGCUGGGAUGGCUGUCUGUAACUCAGCUCCAUCCCUAUGCACCAACAUCCCCAUGGGGGCUGUGGUAUGUCAGCAUCCCAGCCCUGCUGCCCUCAUUUCCAGGCAGGCUUCAUUUAGAUCUUAUCUUACUCGUUUAAGUGGGGUUUUCAGGAUCAUACUAAUGUGAACAAUGUAAUCACAAGUAGUAUAAACAAAUCCAAAUCAGAUCCUUUGAUGGAUGGCCAAUCCUCUGUGAUGAGCUGGAAAUAGGAGCCCUGUAUUAUAAAUGAUGUUGCUUUUUGUAUUUAUUUCCUUUGGACUUUUAAGCUUAUUGUAUUAUUACGUUUUUCCUACUGUAAUGUGAAGGGGGGAAAAAAAGACCUUCAGCUCAUCUCAGCAUCAGUGUAUUGGAUGGGAAAGGAAACUGUGUAUGCUGCAAGUCCAACCUUGAACUUAAGCACUGAUAGGGUGUUUUGUUUCUCCAUUUCUGAGUUGCUUUAAGCCAAUUUGGACUCUCAAUCUGAUGCUUAACAGUCAACAUCAGAAGGGCUUUAAGCUUUGCCAGCUGCUUCAAGCGUGGUCUGUUGUAGUCAUAGAAUGGCUUGGGUUGGAAGGGACUUUGAGGUUGAAGUGCAGGCAGGGCUGCCAACUGAUCAAGCGCUGGAAUAGAUGCAUCACCUGUGUGCUAUUCCAAUGUAUAAGGGAAAAAAAUCCAUUAAAGACUGAACAAACUGCAGCAUGUGGGGUGAUGGGAUGCUCAGGGAUGAAGGUUGAUGAGCUGCUUGGUGGCUGCUCUGCCACAGGUGGCCAAAGGGAGAUGAGUUUAGGGCAUGGAGGUGCUUUGAGGUCUGAGCUGCGAGGCUGGGAAUGAGGAGGAGAUCCCAAGCUCACUGCUGGGAAGUGCUUGGCCCCAUACAGAACCUUAUCCCAUAGAGGAGACAUGGGCACUUCCGCACCAGGGCCAGGUCAGGGCCCCAUAGACAGACUGCAGUGGCUGCUGGAAACUCCGGGAAGCGGCUCAGUUAACACAGGAUGGACAGAACAAAACCCUGUAGCCAUUAAUCACCCUGAUUUCAGCUGAACAUGCACAUUCAAUUGGCAGUUGUUUACAGAGCUCUUCCCCUGCCGUGUCUGAUGGUUAAUUACCUGGUGUCCCAAAUGGAGCAGCACACCCCAUACCCGGAGCUGCUUCACAGGAGUGUUCCUGGAUGGGAAGCAGCUCCUGAUGGGAGGUGUGGGAGGAAUCACAUCCCUUCCCUCGACCCUUUGGUGGUUCCUUCCUUAGCCCAAGCACAAUGAUGGGGUAUGAUGAGCCAGAAUGGCCCCAUCUAUCUCCAUAGAGCUGAGUGUAUGUGAUGCCAGAUGUGAAUGGCUCUGUGGCCAUGGACAGGAGGAUGCAGUUUGCCUUGGAGAGAAGGCAGAGUGUUGCAUGGUGUGUGUUUGGUGCCCUAGGAAGCAUCCCUGGGUGAGCUGGCAGGAGAUAAAGGGGAGUCUGUCAGAGGAGGCAGCCUGCCCUCCUAUUGCAGUUAAUCUCUUAGCACAGAAGGAUUUGAAUCCCUGUGAUUUAGGGAGAUUCUUACUAUCUGAAUGAUGUGGUACCCAGGCCAGAGGGAGCUGGGAUAUGGAACUAAGUCCUGACCUGAGUGGUGCUAUCAGGGGGGGUGAGAGGUAAUGAAUGGGAGCCCUGCAGCCAUGUGGGGACCCUAUGGGGAUCCCCAUAGGCACAGAGCUGUGUGUCUGGGCAGGCACUGAACAUGAAGUAAAAUGGGAAACCCUUUCUGGAAAUACCCCCCCCACUGAUGGGAAGGUUGUGGGGCCCCCGGAUGGUGCUCACAGGGGCGGAUCUUACAGGGUGUUAAGAAGGGCUGAGAACAGGGCUGACGGCCAGAAGAGGAAAGCCCCGAUCAACAGCACUCACUCCAAGCAAGAGGAAAGGAAAGAAAAUCACCAUUUGCUGCUGCCCUGCCCAUUCACCAGCUCUGUGGAUGAUGGAAUUGGCUCUUCUCCUCUUCAUCAGCUUGCUGUGGGGCUGUAAUGGGAGGCCGACCAACAAGCUGGUGGUGGUGCCAAAGGAGCCGGUGGUGCAGUAUGGAGAUGCAGUGCAGCUGAACUGCUCACUGCCCUGCCCAGGCGGCACAGUGCAAUGGAAGGGGCUGGACACCAACCUGGGCAGCAUCGAUACCUUCCUCACCCACAGCAUCCUGAAGAUUAGCAGUGCCAAAUUGGCCACAGCGGGCACCAAGAUCUGCUUGGGCACCUGCGGUGACAGCAGCUACCAGGAAACUGCCCAACUUCAGGUCUACUCUCUCCCAGAGAUGCUGCAGCUCAGUGUGGACCAAGAACUGAUACCAGGGCAGCCAGCCACCCUGCACUGCUCAGCCUUGCAUGUAUAUCCCAUCAUUGGGAUGAAGCUCACCUGGUACCGGGAGGACAAAUUGCUAAUGGAUGACUUUGAAGAAACAGAGACUGAUGAGGGACUGUUUGAUGUUGUGACCACAGUGCGGGUGCCGGGGGAGGACGUGGCAGAAGGGGAAGUGUUCAGAUGUGAGCUGACGUUGAUUAUUGGCUCAAAGACCUUCACCCGCGUGGCAUCCAUUGCUGUGAGCAAUAGGGCUGUUACAGAGCAACCAAUGGCCACAUCCACAGAGAGCCCCCACACCACAGUGACCACAACAGUGACCCACAGCAUCACUGUGCCUGCAGCCAGCACAUUGCCAUCCCCAGAACCACAGGAGCCCAGCACAGCCCUGAAUGCUGCUUCACAGAGACCCAAGACCCCCACAGAGUGGGCUGCUGCAUCCAAACCCACCCUGCCUGAGCACCAUCAGGGCCCUGCAUUGAGCACAGCAUCACUGCAUCUGGAUAGGACCACAGCCACUGUGAGCACUGCAGCCACACAGGGACUGGCUAUGGAUGACAGCAGCCCAGGCUCCCAUAUAACAACACCCACUUGCAGCCUCCAGAUCUGGUCUCUGCCUCCCAAUGGGACACGAGGCAGAGCUCUACGCAUUGGGUGCCAAGCACAUUGUGCCCACAAUGCCUCCGUCCAUUGGCUUCAUACCCCUGUGGCUUUGUCCCAGUACAGGGAGGAGGCAGUGGGCAGUGGUUCUACAUUAUGGUUGGACCGGGCUGAGCCUCAUCACCAAGGCUACUACCAGUGUAUCCUGCUGGGCCGCCAUGCACAAGCAGUCAGCAUGGAGCUGGUGGUCUCUGAUGAUACAUCCAGCUCCAUCCCCCCCAUAGCCACAGGGACAGCGUUCUCACUCCUGGGGCUGAUAGUGACCGGUGUCGUAUCUCGUCGCCUAUGGAAAAGAUUGAAAUCAAGCUACAAUCUAUCCUAAGAGUGGACGCUGCCUACAGCUGCCCUAUUAAUUCCCCAUCAGCUCCUGCCAUCCUUCCUUCUGCUGCUGGCCAUGCAGGGAAGCUGGGUGCCUUAUGAGCCAAGCAGCUUCAUAGGAGCACCAGAACCAGCAGGUUGUGGGGUGUGCAAUGACCCCAAGAAGAGCAGCUCCAGCCCAAGGGCUGCCAGGAUGGAGCUGGAUGGACUCCUUUACAUUGGGUGGGCAUAGAGAGCUCUGUCUGCAUCAUAGUGUGUGUGAACAGGGCUGGGAUGGGACAGCUCAACCCAUAGUUGAUGAUGCUGGUGCUUGACCGGUGAAUGGGGCUGGGAUGGAUGGAUGGAUGGAUGGAUGGAUGGAUGAGUAGAUAGAUGGAUGGAUGAUGGAUGGAGGGGUGGGUGGAUGGCUGGAUGGCUGGAUGAUGGAUGGAUGGGGCUGUGCAGCCCUUCAGGCUAUAGGAACAGCUGUGGGUGAUGGAUGGACGCGUGUUGCUGGGUUGGGGUGCGGCAUUACUCCCAAUAAAAGAGCUUUAUUUGUG